This is a messenger RNA of Diospyros lotus (date-plum), 955 nucleotides long. Its product is annotated as transcription factor LAF1. The record is from RefSeq and is a predicted model, not a curated record. Lineage: Eukaryota; Viridiplantae; Streptophyta; Magnoliopsida; Ericales; Ebenaceae. The transcript is spliced from 3 exons. The coding region runs from base 56 to 913 and encodes 285 amino acids.
UUUAAAAACAACAUUUUUCUUGUCUUCUUGAAUCAUAUCUGAGUCUGCUAGGAGAAUGAGGCUUAAGGUAACUGAGAAGCCCAAGGAGAAGCAAAGGAAGGGGCUGUGGUCGCCGGAUGAAGACGAAAGGCUCAGAAGUUACAUCCUCAAGCAUGGCCAUGACUGCUGGAGCUCCAUCCCUGUCAAUGCUGGGCUGCAAAGGAGUGGGAAGAGCUGCAGGCUAAGGUGGAUUAAUUACUUGAGGCCUGGGCUCAAGAGAGGAUUAUUUUCUGAACAAGAAGAGGAUACAAUCCUGAACCUUCAUGGCAAGUUAGGCAACAAGUGGUCUCAGAUAGCCAAGCACCUGCCUGGAAGAACUGAUAACGAGAUCAAGAACUACUGGCACUCUUGUCUGAAGAAGAAGGUGGCCAAGAUGGAGCAAGAAGCUGAUCAAGCAGACGAUCAUACAAAACCUGAAUGUCCAAGUACAAUCACAGAAUCUUCAGUUUCAUCCCAGAAAUCAACUUCUCGAAACCCAAGCUUCGAAUCCUUCGAAGGAUCGCCAAUGGAAAUCAUCCAGUCGAUGCCACAAGCUCUCAGCCUCCAGAGGGGAGCUGGCCAGGCCAACUUGCCAAAACUCCUAUUUGCAGAGUGGCUUUCAUUAGAUCAAUUUCAAGGCCAGGACUUCGGAAAUUCAGUAAACUUGCAGGAUCCUUCUCUAAAUGGGUUGUUUAUUAACGGAGGGCCCUUCUGUGGGGAGUUAAUUAAUCAGCAUGAAUAUUUGGGCAACGGCGUCGCUGAUGAAGCGUUUCAAUCAGAAUUCAAGUCUGAAGAACGAUUAUUCUCUGAAAAUGGGUUUCUUAGUUUUAUGUCCAGUGAUGAUAUGUACAGUUAUUUCAACAUAAAUAAUGAUGUUAUUAUGUAUAAUAUAUGACGAGGAUGAAUAAUUUCUGAUUACUUUUCAGAAAGAGUUCUG